AGAGGCGUCGGGACGACCGAGCUGAUGGCGUCUUCGACCCCUUCUUCGUCCGCAACCUCCUCGAACGCGGGAGCGGACCCCAAUACCACCAACCUGCGCCCCACAACGUACGAUACCUGGUGCGGAGUGGCCCAUGGAUGCACCAGAAAGCUGGGGCUGAAGAUCUGCGGCUUCUUGCAGAGGACCAACAGCCUGGAAGAGAAGAGCAGGCUUGUGAGUGCCUUCAAGGAGAGGCAGUCCUCCAAGAACCUGCUUUCCUGUGAAAACAGUGACAAGGAUGGCCGCUUCCGGCGCACAGAGACAGACUUCUCCAACCUGUUCGCCCGAGAUCUGCUUCCGGCUAAGAACGGGGAGGAGCAAACUGUGCAGUUCCUGUUGGAGGUGGUGGACAUACUCCUCAACUAUGUCCGUAAGACGUUCGAUCGCUCCACCAAAGUGCUGGACUUCCACCACCCCCACCAGCUGCUGGAAGGCAUGGAGGGCUUCAACUUGGAACUCUCUGACCACCCCGAGUCCCUGGAGCAGAUCCUGGUUGACUGCAGAGACACCCUGAAAUAUGGGGUCCGCACAGGUCAUCCUCGAUUUUUCAACCAGCUCUCCACAGGACUGGAUAUCAUUGGUUUAGCUGGAGAGUGGCUGACAUCAACUGCCAAUACCAAUAUGUUUACAUAUGAAAUUGCACCAGUGUUUGUCCUCAUGGAGCAAAUAACACUUAAGAAGAUGAGAGAGAUAGUUGGAUGGUCAAGUAAAGAUGGUGAUGGGAUAUUUUCUCCUGGGGGAGCCAUAUCCAACAUGUACAGCAUCAUGGCUGCUCGCUUCAAGUACUUCCCGGAAGUUAAGACCAAGGGUAUGGCGGCUGUGCCCAAGCUUGUCCUCUUCACCUCAGAACACAGUCACUAUUCCAUAAAGAAAGCUGGGGCUGCACUUGGCUUUGGAACCGACAAUGUGAUUUUGAUAAAGUGCAAUGAAAGGGGGAAGAUAAUUCCAUCUGAUUUAGAGACAAAAAUUCUUGAAGCCAAGCAAAAGGGUUACGUCCCUCUGUACGUCAAUGCAACUGCUGGCACCACUGUUUAUGGCGCUUUUGAUCCAAUACAGGAGAUUGCAGAUAUCUGUGAGAAAUACAACCUUUGGCUGCAUGUCGAUGCUGCCUGGGGCGGCGGGCUGCUCAUGUCCCAGAAGCACCGCCAUAAACUCAGUGGCAUCGAGAGGGCCAACUCUGUCACCUGGAACCCUCACAAGAUGAUGGGUGUGCUGCUGCAGUGCUCUGCCAUUCUUGUAAAGGAAAAGGGUAUCCUCCAAGGAUGCAACCAGAUGUGUGCGGGAUACCUGUUCCAGCCGGACAAGCAGUAUGAUGUCUCCUAUGACACUGGGGACAAGGCCAUUCAGUGUGGCCGCCACGUAGACAUCUUCAAGUUCUGGCUGAUGUGGAAAGCAAAGGGUACAGUGGGCUUUGAAAAUCAGAUCAACAAAUGCUUGGAACUGGCUGAAUACCUCUAUGCCAAGAUUAAAAACAGAGAAGAAUUUGAGAUGGUUUUUGAUGGUGAGCCUGAGCAUACGAACGUCUGUUUCUGGUAUAUCCCACAAAGCCUCAGGGGUGUUCCAGAUAGCCCCGAACGACGGGAAAAGCUACACAGGGUGGCCCCGAAAAUCAAAGCCCUGAUGAUGGAAUCUGGCACAACCAUGGUUGGCUACCAGCCUCAGGGGGACAAGGCCAACUUCUUCCGGAUGGUCAUCUCCAACCCAGCCGCUACCCAAUCUGAUAUUGACUUCCUCAUUGAGGAGAUAGAGAGGCUGGGCCAGGACCUGUAA
Dama dama (fallow deer) is the source of this 1809-nucleotide messenger RNA. RefSeq names its product glutamate decarboxylase 1 (gene GAD1). Gene Ontology annotation, molecular function: pyridoxal phosphate binding; glutamate decarboxylase activity. The transcript is spliced from 16 exons. Lineage: Eukaryota; Metazoa; Chordata; Mammalia; Artiodactyla; Cervidae. The record is from RefSeq and is a predicted model, not a curated record. The coding region runs from base 25 to 1809 and encodes 594 amino acids. Gene Ontology annotation, cellular component: presynaptic active zone; cytoplasm. Gene Ontology annotation, biological process: GABA biosynthetic process.